AUGGCAACGUCCAUCUUCUCUCGGAAACGCGACCUUGUUUACCUGGUGCAUUUCUGCAUCGGUCUUCCAUUGAUGUUCCUCGUAGAUCUACAAUCCCUUUACCCCGCGCACCUCGUCCCGUCUUUCAUGGUGAAUCUCAAGUCCUAUUAUAUCAGCACGUACAACGAUCUAUUCUUCAUCUCGCCGCCGCCGUUCUUCAAGCUGUACAUGUGGUCUGAGCUUUUAUACCAAGCUCCUGUUAUGCUAUGGGCUAUUCCUAACUUAUAUAACAAUUCCCCCAAAGUCCCACUCGUGCUCCUUCCCUUCUCAUGCCUAAUCUUCAUCACCACACUCACCUGCAUGAUCGAAUACUCAUUCUGGUCCGUCCCCCUCCAACAAAAACUGGAUCUGAGCACCCUCUACGGUCCUUAUCUCGCACUAUCAGCGUUUAUGGGCAUCGAUAUGUAUGGCAGGAUUAGUGGGGUUAUUGAUGGAGCUGCUGCUGUGGCGCGGGUGAAGGAGAGUAAGAAGUUGAGAUGA
Molecule: messenger RNA, 519 nt
Organism: Amorphotheca resinae ATCC 22711
Lineage: Eukaryota; Fungi; Ascomycota; Leotiomycetes; Helotiales; Amorphothecaceae
Exons: 4
Coding region: 1-519 (172 amino acids)
Cellular component (GO): endoplasmic reticulum
Source: RefSeq, a predicted model, not a curated record